Heterostelium album PN500 is the source of this 534-nucleotide messenger RNA. RefSeq lists its product as uncharacterized. The transcript has 3 exons. NCBI's taxonomy places the organism in Eukaryota, Evosea, Eumycetozoa, Acytosteliales, Acytosteliaceae. Bases 1 to 534 code for a protein of 177 amino acids. The record is from RefSeq and is a predicted model, not a curated record.
AUGUAUAUCGCUUUAAGGUUACUAGGUAAACAAUCUGAUCUAUGUUUUGCAAUCGAUGAUGUCACUAUUCUAACCUUAUCCUUAUACUUUUUCAUUUUGUUACAAGAUUCAAAAGAGAUUGAUCUAUUGAAUAAAGAGCUGGUAGAUAUUCAAAAUCAUAUUGACCAUUUGAUAUUGGAAAUUGGCAAUCACGAACCAGAUGAUCCUGUUUAUCAAGAUUUAGAGAAUCAUCUUAAAUCUUUUGUAGCUCAUGGUAAAGUUUAUGCGAAAAAUAGCAGUGGACCAUUUAGGAAGCCCGAAAUUCAAGUAAACCCCAAUAAUACCGAAAUCGAUGCAAUUGAAGCUCAUAAAUCCUAUCGAUUGGUUGAUUCUUCAUUUGAUAAAAAGAAGAAACGCAGUCAACUCUUAAAAGCCGACCUACUACUUUUCUAUCGUGCAAUUGAGACCACGUUACUUUCGGAAGAGUCUGCCCGACGAAAACGACGCUCCAAACAACGUGCCGCUGCUAUAUCAUUUAAAACUAUAAAUAAUUAA